Molecule: messenger RNA, 4989 nt
Organism: Peromyscus californicus insignis
Lineage: Eukaryota; Metazoa; Chordata; Mammalia; Rodentia; Cricetidae
Gene: Ptbp1
Product: polypyrimidine tract binding protein 1
Exons: 14
Coding region: 2143-3810 (555 amino acids)
Biological process (GO): mRNA processing; regulation of RNA splicing; regulation of cell differentiation
Cellular component (GO): nucleus
Molecular function (GO): mRNA binding
Source: RefSeq, a predicted model, not a curated record
CCUCCUGCCUCUGCCUCCUGAGUGCUGGGAUUAAAGGCGUGCCCCACUCCCCGCCCAGCAGUGUUCCUUACUCUGUUCCUCUCUGCUCUGCAGGCCUCCUACUUGGGGCCAGCCCAGCCCACCCUCAACUCUCCUCACCUGGCUUGCUGGCCACUGCUGCAGUUAAGGAAGACUUGCACUGGAUGUCCUCACACAUAGGCUCCCCUAGGACCCGCCUCCUCCUGUCUCUGUGGCUUACUCUCUACCUAAGGCUGGAUCUCUGCAGUGCGGGUCCUGCCUGUUUCAGAGGUCAGGGGACACUGUUUUCCUGAAUGCUGGUACCAAGGCCCUGAGGAAUGAUUUGAGGGAGGGAGUCAGCUGGGGCUUCAGUCAACCUGGCCCAGGGAACUGCUGUGCAAAGGCCCUGAGGCAGGGCUUGAAAGGAAGUCAGGCAGGUUAGAGAAUCUUUGUUGAGUAUUUAGAGGUCUGAUCAGAAACCAGACAGGAAGGUGAACAAGGCCAUUUCAAGAGUUCUGGGAGGGCUCCGAAGUAGCUUUCCAUAAACUCUGCCAGUGCAGACCUGUGCUUGGAGACCAGCAGUCUCCACCUUUGCCCAUCCACUCAUGGGCAGCCACCCAUGCAGGUUGGCUUCUGAGGGUGGGGCCCACGCUUGGCACCAGCCACCCAGGGAACAAAGCCUGGCAGUCAACCUUGGCCCUGAUGGACCUGAUGGGAGUCCCAGAGGGCUCAAAUCCUCCGCCUCGUCGUGAGGCUUCUAAAUCCGCGGGACGGUCCUGAUUAGUGAUUCUGGGCCUUCACUGCUCUGCGGGCUGGCUGGAGCCUGAAAGGCCUCUCCCGGCGGGGCCUCCGUGGAAUCGGCAGCCGCCCCUAAUCCAUGCUGGAAUCCUCUGGCACCAGGCCCGCGUUGGGGCUCCAAGGCUGUUGGGCCCUGGGCCAGGCCUGCAAGGAACCAGCCUGGCUGCCAGGCCUACCCCCCUCACCCGCAGCGCCCAGGACUACAGAAAAGGGAGGCCGGGUGCUGGGCUCACCUCUGUGAGAGGCAAAGGAGACCCUUUCCCCGUCCCUGGGCUUUUUUAGCAGAUAACCAGGCCAACGAGAAUCCGAGUAAUUUGCGUCUUUGGGAGCCACAUCAAAGGCAUGCCCAGAAUCUGUCUGCAGUCUGCGCUAGGCUCCGGAGAACCCGUCCGGCUCCCAGCACCCACCCCCUCCCGGCAGGGCUGGAAUGCAGACUCCUGGCUCCUGGGGUGUCCGUUUGGAGUGUCGUUCCGGGGUGGAGGCACAGGAAGGCGAGGUCCUGUUCCUCCACUGGAUUGUGUUUGCUUCUGAGCCUAACUGUGGGGCAGGCAGCUGGGCGCUUUGUGGCCUCGGUUUCCCCAACUAUAGGCAGAGCCGGCCACACUACGGCCCGUUUUAUCAGUUUCUCCAUUUUUGCAACAGAGGUGGCGCUUGGCUGCUUUGAGGUAGACAAAAGACGGCAAGGAAUGAUGCACAAUCAAGUCGGGACUGCGUCUGCGAAGCACGUGGCCUCCGUCUCCCUGCUCUCCAGUCCAGGAGAAACUCGGCUUAAAGGCGAAGUUUUGGUCACGUGACUACAAGCAAACUGGGGCGGUAAAGCGAUUCCUGCCCGGUUUCAAGAUGGCGACGCACCUCGCUUGGCCCUCACGUUGAAGGCCGUCGUCAGCUUCCAUUGCCCGCUUGCACCAUGGCGGCAACCUCCCGCUAGCACGCUUCUCUGCAUCUGACCCGCCACGUACCCACUCUCAAGAUGGCUCCGCACAGGCCGGCCGAAGGCUCACUUAUUGGCUCAGAUGCUAUCACGUUCUCCUACUCCCUCACGCCCUCCCCCUCCCCCACCGGUAGUUUCCGUCUUCCGCCUUGACUGACGGAAGUUUCGCCCAAUAGGCGCCUGCGGUCUGUCCGGGUUCCGCCCUUGAAGUCGCUCCCGGGCCAAUGGGAGGCGUUGGCGGGGGCAGGGCGGGCUCGCCACGCCCACAGGCCGCGGCGGGAGCCAAUGAGUAGCGCGCGCGGGGGACGUGUGCGGGCGUCUCCGCCAUCUUGUGAGUCUAUAACUCGGAGCCGUUGGGUCGGUUCCUGCUAUUCCUGCGCCUCCACUCCGUCCCCCGCGGGUCUGCUCUGUGUGCCAUGGACGGCAUCGUCCCAGACAUAGCAGUCGGUACAAAGCGGGGAUCCGACGAGCUCUUCUCCACCUGUGUCAGCAACGGCCCCUUCAUCAUGAGCAGCUCGGCCUCAGCAGCUAAUGGGAAUGACAGCAAGAAGUUCAAAGGGGACAACAGGAGCACGGGCGUCCCCUCCAGAGUCAUCCACGUGCGCAAGCUGCCCAGUGACGUCACUGAGGGCGAGGUCAUCUCCCUGGGGCUGCCCUUUGGGAAGGUCACCAACCUCCUUAUGCUGAAGGGGAAGAACCAGGCCUUCAUUGAAAUGAACACCGAGGAGGCUGCCAACACCAUGGUCAACUACUACACGUCGGUGGCCCCCGUGCUCCGUGGACAGCCCAUCUACAUCCAGUUCUCUAACCACAAGGAGCUCAAAACUGACAGCUCACCCAACCAGGCACGUGCCCAGGCAGCCCUGCAGGCCGUUAACUCUGUGCAGUCUGGAAACCUGGCUUUGGCGGCCUCUGCUGCUGCUGUGGAUGCGGGAAUGGCAAUGGCGGGCCAGAGCCCAGUGCUCAGGAUCAUCGUGGAGAACCUCUUCUACCCAGUGACCCUGGACGUGCUGCACCAGAUCUUCUCUAAGUUCGGUACAGUUCUGAAGAUCAUCACAUUCACCAAGAAUAACCAGUUCCAGGCGCUGCUGCAGUAUGCUGACCCUGUGAGCGCCCAGCAUGCCAAGCUGUCGCUGGACGGCCAGAACAUCUACAACGCCUGCUGCACGCUGCGCAUCGACUUCUCGAAGCUCACCAGUCUCAACGUCAAGUACAACAACGACAAGAGCCGGGACUACACGCGCCCCGACCUGCCCUCCGGGGACAGCCAGCCCUCGCUGGACCAGACCAUGGCCGCAGCCUUCGGUGCGCCCGGCAUUAUGUCAGCCUCUCCGUAUGCAGGAGCCGGGUUCCCUCCCACCUUUGCCAUCCCGCAGGCCGCAGGCCUCUCUGUUCCUAACGUCCACGGAGCGCUGGCCCCCCUGGCCAUACCUUCUGCGGCUGCAGCUGCUGCAGCUGGCCGCAUUGCCAUCCCAGGCCUGGCGGGUACCGGGAAUUCCGUCCUCCUGGUCAGCAACCUGAACCCUGAGAGAGUCACACCCCAAAGCCUCUUUAUUCUCUUCGGCGUCUACGGUGAUGUGCAGCGGGUGAAGAUUCUGUUCAACAAGAAGGAGAAUGCUCUUGUACAGAUGGCGGAUGGCAGCCAGGCCCAGCUGGCCAUGAGCCACCUGAAUGGGCACAAGCUGCACGGGAAGUCAGUGCGCAUCACACUGUCAAAGCAUCAGAGUGUACAGCUGCCUCGCGAGGGACAGGAAGACCAGGGCCUGACCAAGGACUACGGGAGCUCACCGCUGCAUCGCUUCAAGAAGCCGGGCUCCAAGAACUUCCAGAACAUCUUCCCGCCCUCAGCCACUCUCCACCUUUCUAAUAUCCCGCCCUCCGUGUCAGAGGACGACCUCAAGAGCCUCUUCUCCAGCAAUGGUGGUGUGGUCAAAGGCUUCAAGUUCUUCCAGAAGGACCGCAAGAUGGCACUGAUCCAGAUGGGCUCUGUGGAGGAGGCGGUGCAGGCGCUGAUUGAGCUGCACAACCAUGACCUGGGCGAGAACCACCACCUGCGUGUGUCCUUCUCAAAGUCCACCAUCUAGAUGCCUGAGGGCCGGCGACAGCUUCCACCAUUCCAGAGAAAAAGCCACUUUAAGAAGCAGCUGAAGUGACCUUACAGACCAGAGAUUUUAUUUUUUUAAAGAGAGAUGAGUUUACCUGUUUUUAAAAAAAUUAAAUCUAGUCCACCUUGGUGUGGCAGGAAAUGGCUUGGGCCACAGAGGCCCAGUCAGGCCCAGCACCACGCCUUGAGGGGCCCAGGCGUGAGGCCACAGCUGUGCCCCGACACAGCCGCUUUCUCGUGCCUUACAAACCAGCCCGCCUUGUGGCCGCACACCCAUCCUCUCAGGCCACCAGUCUGUCUCUAGACCUGCAGGUGUACCAGCAGCCUGCACCACAGACUCCCUAUGCUGGGCAGGAGCUGCGGCCACCGCCCCCACCCUUAUAAUCAAGUGACAUGAUUCUCCCAUGUCCCUGGCCAGCCCAGGGGGCCCAGGCCAUCCUUAGCUGCCGAGCCUCAUGUGACCUUUGUAUUCUAUUCUGUGUGGUCGCAGACACCUGUGCCUAGCAAUAUUUCCACUUGACCAAAUACCCGAAUCUUUUUCCAUUUAUAUGCAAGAGAUAUAGUUUUAAGUAACUUUUUAUAGCAAUGAUACAAUGGUAUGUGUGUACUCGAAGCUUCUAUGUCCCUGCGCUCGUCCCCUCCUUCCCGGUGACCAACUUGCAGGUGGAGCCCAAGCCAGUGCUGCCUCUGCCUGGGGUAAACAGCUCUGAGACCAGUGGGCUCCUACCUUCCAAUUUUGGACCAAAGUUUUCUUUUCUGCCCGCCUCUGACUAGGCCCGGGUGAGGGGCUGACCUCUAGGCCUUAACGCCCCUCCCAAAUGCCCCCAUUGUGCCUAGCCUGUCUCUGUGGGAGGGGUUCCCUGGACCUUGGUUCUGUGAAGGAGCGUCAAGAGUGUAAAUAUUUAUGAUUUUUAUACCUGUGGGGCUGAGGCGGUGCGGCAGUUUUUUUUAUGGUGACAGAUGUAUAUUUUGGUAACAACUACAGGUUCAGUAUUGUCCCGGGGCCAACCCUGGCCACAUUCCACCCCGCCCACGAUGGUGUGUUGGGGGAGUUUCCAUUAAAGGAGUUUUCUAACCUGUGCCUUCCCUGAGCCCUUCAUUCUGAGCUGUAGAGGUACGGCCGGGCUGGGCCUGGACUCAAUAAAUGCCUGUGUCUUGC